UCUCUGUCCACCCAACCACAUUACCAGAAGAGUUCUCCUUUUAGCUACCACUCUUUUAUUUCCUCUCCUUAGUUACCUGAGGUCGAGGGUUCAAAUUUCGUUAAAUAUAGGAGGGUUGUGUGAGUUUACUCGAUCAAGAAUCUAAAUACAUGACCCUUUACAGUCAAGAAUAAUUUUUUUUUUUGCAAUAUGGGAACGGGCAUAGGAUGUGAGCACAAAAAUCUGAUGAAUAUUGAGCUGAAACAAGGUCAGGAGCUAGCUAAUCAGCUCAAAGAACAACUAUGCAGCCCAAAGAGAUCAAAGGAAACUUGUGAAAUUCUAGUGGCAACAAUACUAUCUUCAUUCGAAAAAUCUCUGUCGAUACUGAAGUCUAGUGCUUUAAAAUUACAAGAUGAUAGUAUGCUGAACUCUCUUCAUUCUUCCCCUGGUGAUGCUAGUCCAAGAAGUGAGAUGCCUGAUGAACCCCGCAAAAAUGUGUUUAAAAAGAGAAAGGCAAUGACACAAUGGAGUGAACAAGUUCAGGUUCCCUUUGGGCCAGGAAUUGAAGGUCCUGUUGGUGAUGAAUAUAGCUGGAGAAAGUAUGGGCAGAAGAAUAUUUUAGGAGCCACUUUUCCACGGGCUUACUAUCGAUGCACCUAUCGGAAUUCACAAGGCUGUUUGGCUACAAAGCAAGUUCAAAGAUCAGAUGAAAGUUUAUCACUUCAAGUAAUUUAUAAAGGAAGGCACACUUGCAAAAAAGGUUCAGAAUCAAGUGCAGGAUCAGCAUCAUGUGGAAACCAAGAGAAAAGGCACAAAAUUCAGAAACAAAAUGUAGAAAAUACCAUUAAUUUCGGAACGUGUGACAAAACUGAAGAACUGGGGAGAUGUAUUCAAGUUGAGAGAAUGCCUUCUUUCUCCUUCCCUUCUACUAAUCAUUUCUGUCCUGAGGAUACAAGGGAAUAUAGUUUCAUCGACAGUAGAUAUUUACCAUCACUUGUAAACCAGGAAACAUCAGAAUGCAGCUAUCCAUCAUUGUCACCAUACCACAACAUGAACAACUUUGAAAUUGGCCAGAAUUUGGGAAGCUCAGUAUCAAGUCUUGCUGAAAUAUUAUCAACUCCAAACUCAGUCACCAAUUCUCCUGUCUGCAAUUUUGAUCUGUUAAUUGAUCCAGUGGACUUUGAUCCCAAUUUCCCUCUCGACAUUCUUGAAUUUUUCAGUUAGUACCAUAUCAUUGAUCUGUAAAUGUGGUCAAGUCAUUAAGUGUAUUGUGUAGUUAGCUAGUCAUCUGGAAGAUAUUUAGUGGUCACAGGAAUUUAUUCCAAAUUCAAGUGAAUUGAAUCAUGUAAAUCUUGCUUCCUAUUCUGCAUAUCUGCAGAAUUUGGUUGUUUAUUGUAUGGUUCUUUCCCUAAUGCAAAAUAAAUUAAAAUGAAGCACUUGUUUCUUAAAAGUAA
Daucus carota subsp. sativus is the source of this 1433-nucleotide messenger RNA. Its product is annotated as probable WRKY transcription factor 41. Gene Ontology annotation, molecular function: transcription cis-regulatory region binding; DNA-binding transcription factor activity. Bases 190 to 1203 code for a protein of 337 amino acids. The record is from RefSeq and is a predicted model, not a curated record. The transcript has 3 exons. NCBI's taxonomy places the organism in Eukaryota, Viridiplantae, Streptophyta, Magnoliopsida, Apiales, Apiaceae. Gene Ontology annotation, biological process: regulation of DNA-templated transcription. Gene Ontology annotation, cellular component: nucleus.